AUGCAAUCUUAUCUUGAUGCUUAUUACUACUUAGAAAAAGCAAAUAAAUCAUCAAAAGAUCCGUCAUAUUGUUCUAGAAGUGAAAAAGAUGAAGAAAUUGAACAGAAAGCUUUUAAUAGAACUUUUCAAGAUCCAAGUAACCUUUCAGAAAGGUUCAUACAAUUUAUUGACAAAUGUCCAUAUAAUUACGAAAUGAUAAAAAGUUAUUAUGUGCCAUACAAAACCUUAGUUCGAGCCAGUUCAGUUGAAUACCUGUUUGCAUUCGAUGAAGCUCGUAUACUGGUUGGUAAAAAGGUUGAAAGUAAGAACAUUGAAAAAAAUUCACUGUUCUAUUAUAUUCGAAGUGCUUUAAUUUUUUUAUCCGAAAAAGCAGGAAUUUUUGCAGUCUUUACAGACAUACAUUCAAAUAUUUUGAACUUUUUGCCCACUUCUUACCUUAAUUUAUCUAAAAGAAUUGCACAGCAUAGUUCCAAAUUAUUUGCACAGUUUUAUUUACUAGCCACUAUGAACAUGAAUAUCAAUUUUGUUAAUUUUAAGGAAACUAUGACAUUAAAGGAGUCAGAAGACCUACAACAUUUCUUUCAGUAUGGAAGACCUUUGUGGGGUUCACUAUUAAUGCCUUCUAGUGAUACUAAAGGGAUGGAACCAGAAU
This is a messenger RNA of Cetraspora pellucida, 652 nucleotides long. The record is from the annotation of a GenBank genome assembly. Lineage: Eukaryota; Fungi; Glomeromycota; Glomeromycetes; Diversisporales; Gigasporaceae.